GGACAGCCUUGACGCCAAAGACUGGCGACGCACUUCAUGGUGUUGUAUCUUUGUUGUUUGUAUUUUUAUACAGUGAUUUUCAAGUUUCGCGAGGAAAUAAAGAGGCUGUUUAGUACACAGCCACCGACUGCUUCACCAAACCAUUGUCGUCGUCACCGGUUUCCGGUUUUGAAUGGACUUGCGAACAUUUAGGCACAGAUAAAACGCAGCCAUGUUCCACAACAGCUCACAGGGGAAAUACUGGACAUUUAAAAGUGAAGACGAGGUGGAGCAGAUGAGAUACAAAGCCAACCAGAAAUUCCGUAACAAGAUACUAGAAAGUGGGAAACCCGGGGUGAGUGAGUCCAAGUUCCUUGAGCGUCAUGAGGAAGAUGUUAUAUUCCGACACUAUGAGAGGAGGAUGCUGGACUUCUGCAAUGCUUUCAAGCCUGUGAUGCCGAAGUCUGUCGUGGGCACAGCCAUCAUGUACUUCAGAAGAUUUUACCUCAACAACUCUGUCAUGGAGUACCACCCCAGGAUUAUCAUGCUGACAUGUACAUACCUGUCCUGUAAAGUGGAUGAGUUCAACGUGUCCAGCACCCAGUUUGUGGGAAACCUCCUGCAGGAGACCCCCGAAGGGCAGGAAAGGGUUCUAGAGCAGAUCCUGGAGUACGAGCUGCUGCUGAUCCAACAACUCAACUUUCACCUGGUGGUGCACAACCCCUACAGACCCAUGGAGGGUCUGCUCAUUGAUCUGAAGACAAGGUAUCCUACGCUGGAGAACCCAGAGUCGCUAAGGAAGAGUGCUGAUGACUUUCUGACACAGGCAGCCAUGACAGAUGCGGGACUGCUGUUUCCCCCCUCUCAGAUCGCUCUAACAGCGAUUCUGAACAGCGCCUCCAGAGCCGGUCUCAGCAUGGAGAGCUACCUGACUGAAUGUUUACGACUCAAAGAGGACAAGGAGACUCUGUCAAAGAUGUACGACUCAAUGAGACGCAUGAAAACUCUUCUAAAGAAAUAUGAACUUCCCAAACCAGAGGAGGUGAAUGCUUGCAAAAAGAAACUGGAGAGGAUUCAUGCUGAAUUUGCCAGUUCAAGCAACAAACGAAAGAGAGGAUAUGAAGAAGACGGACAUGUAUCAAAAGAACCACGUUUGGCAGAAGAGGAAUGGACCGAUGAAGACCUGAUGUGACCUUUUACUCCAAAACAGUUUUGGAUUCAAACAAAGUUUACAGUUAUUAUGAGUUAUUCCCAAUAUUGAACUGUCAAGGUUGGAUGACCAACCGUUCCUAGAGAACACAAUGGACAUGUCAUAGACAGUUUGCAUAUUGGUACAUGUUGUAUUUACUUUCCUACAAGACACUGUAGGAACAACUUUGUUCUGCGGUAACAAUAAAGAUAUUUUUCUACAUUUUGUGUUUUAAGUUCCUGCAGAAAGUUCCACAUAACCAAGCCACAUGAUACUGUGCGCAUGUUUCUCCACCUCUGUCAGGGGACAAUGAAUGACUCCGUAAUCUACUUUACAAAAACUGUUUAAUAAGUGCAUGCAUGUCUGAUACAGUCUGUACUAUUCAAAAAAUUUACUGCUGUAAACACUUUUCAUUUUUACUUGGUUUUCUCUGAUUAUGUGUCUUGUCUGGCAUUGAGAAGUUUCAAAAAAAGACUUAACCAAAUAAUCAAAAAAUAGCUGAUACAAUCUGAGGAGGAAAAAAAAAAUUCAGCUCAUCUCACUUAUAUACUCAUGAUUCCAGCAAGAGAAUUUAUUCUUAAUAUAAAAUAACCAUACUUUUCUGAAAGACUUUGUUCCAAUCUAGAAAACAAAGAAAGGAAAAAAAAAGAACAAAUAGACAGAAAUGC
This is a messenger RNA of Epinephelus moara (kelp grouper), 1836 nucleotides long. RefSeq names its product cyclin H (gene ccnh). The transcript is spliced from 10 exons. Bases 212 to 1171 code for a protein of 319 amino acids. The record is from RefSeq and is a predicted model, not a curated record. Gene Ontology annotation, biological process: regulation of transcription by RNA polymerase II; regulation of cyclin-dependent protein serine/threonine kinase activity; DNA-templated transcription. Gene Ontology annotation, molecular function: cyclin-dependent protein serine/threonine kinase regulator activity. NCBI's taxonomy places the organism in Eukaryota, Metazoa, Chordata, Actinopteri, Perciformes, Serranidae. Gene Ontology annotation, cellular component: nucleus; transcription factor TFIIK complex.